AUGGGUGAAGUUGUAGAAUUUCUGACAGCGCACAAAAAUGGAAGACAAUUUUAUAAAUUCUCAAACAAUAGCCUAACAUUUUCACUAAAAGGCAGUGGUUAUGCAGUUAUUGGUCUAUCUGAUUCGCCCGAAGUGAAAUAUAGAAAUCAUUGGAUAUAUAUAAACAGACAUGGCCACACUGGAGUAACAGAGUAUCAAAGUGUUCACAGUGAACAUGAAGUUCUUAUAGCAGUUGAGACACCAGACAUUAUUAGUGAAGAUAGAUAUCAAAAAUUCUGGCUAACCUGGUAUGAUAAACUGGAAUUGGGGAAGUCUGGUAUUACAGAACCAAUAUUUUCCCAUGAGAUAGUCAAUAACAAUAUGAAAUAUGUCUCAUUUGCUAGUCAACAGAAUACAAAUAGUGUAGAAUGGAGGUUUGUAUCGCCACCUCUUAUUGAAAGACCCGUUCUUAAACCAAUAGAAGGAGGCAAGAUGUAUUGGGUAAAAUAUGAUGGGCUGUUACCCUAUGGAGCGUUAAUAGGUGGCUACGAAAAUGAAUUCCUAUAUAUAAUGCGAGCACCUCACGAGGGGUCGCUGACUCCAGGAAAGUUUGUCCCAUCGACUAAAUGUGGCUUUGUAUCAUGGGGCGGGUAUAUGCAUUUGAAAAAUAAGUUUGAGAUACUCUGUGGCCACGACUGCACCUGGGUUAAAACUAGAGGAAACGUUAUACCUUGCGGAGCUCUACCCGCGGGAUACACGGAGUACGAUUCAGCAACAGUGUAUAUAGGAAGGUGUAAAAGAGACAAACAUACAAUACCUGGAAAAGUUGCAAAUUCGGAUUGCGUUUGUUUCUUUCCCUACAAUGGCGAGGAAAUUUAUGACGCGGAAUAUGAAAUAUUGGUCGCGCCAUAUUCAAGCCCGAGAUAUAGUCCUAGCAAGACCGUUCCUAAUGUAAAGGUCAGAGACUAUAUUGAUCAGAAUAUAUGA
This is a messenger RNA of Leptosia nina, 966 nucleotides long. NCBI's taxonomy places the organism in Eukaryota, Metazoa, Arthropoda, Insecta, Lepidoptera, Pieridae. The record is from the annotation of a GenBank genome assembly.